AAGAGAAAAAAAGCUUCUUUUUUUUUUAAUUUCAAUGCAGAAAAAACGAAUUUUUUGAGAAUUCAAAAUAAGAAGAAAAAGCAUUUAUGAAUCCGAGUCUGCGUCGAUGGGCGGAGUCACUUCGUCGAUCGCUGCGAAAUUCGCCUUCUUCCCGCCAAAUCCUCCCUCCUACAGUCUGAUCUUCGACGACGGGGCCGGAAAGUUCGACAUCCCGGAGAUCCAGAAGCGGAACGACACCGACGUCUCCAAGCUCCGGACCCGCCGUGGCCAGGAUAUCGUGGCCGUCUAUAUCAAGAACCCCAAGGCGACGGCCACCGUCCUGUACUCGCAUGGGAAUGCAGCCGAUUUGGGCCAGAUGUUCGAGCUCUUCGUGGAAUUGAGUGUCCAUCUGAGGGUCAACCUCAUGGGGUAUGAUUAUUCUGGUUAUGGGCAAUCUACAGGGAAGCCCAGUGAGCACAAUACAUAUGCGGAUAUCGAGGCGGUGUAUGCAUGUCUCAAGGAGCAAUAUGGAGUUCGAGAGGAAGAUGUAAUCUUGUAUGGUCAAUCUGUUGGGAGUGGUCCGACUCUUGAUUUGGCUUCCCGUCUACCAUGCUCGAGAGCUGUGGUUCUACAUAGUCCCAUUCUUUCUGGCUUGAGAGUAUUGUACCCACUCAAACAUACAUUCUGGUUUGACAUUUACAAGAAUAUUGACAAAAUCGACCUUGUAAACUGCCCAGUUCUAGUCAUUCAUGGAACAGCAGACGAGGUUGUCGAUUUUUCCCAUGGUAAACAGCUCUGGGAACUUAGCAAGGAAAAAUAUGAACCACUCUGGCUAAGCGGCGGCGGCCAUUGCGAUCUUGAGGUUUACCCUGAGUACAUAAAACAUUUGAAGAAAUUCGUGUCGAGCACUAGUAAAGCAAAGGUUGCAGGAAACAGUUCUAAAGGCAGUAGAUCGAACCCCGACAAUCAAGGCAUACCAAUCGAACUCGGAACCUCAGAAUCAGAUAACCCCAAGGCAAGCUCUGACCAACCCCAGAUCUCUAGAAACAGUUUAGAUAGUCGAAUUGAGAAAUCAAAGAAGGUUGAUCCACCCGAGAAAUCACGAAUGAGCACUGACCACAUCGACAGGUAUAGGAGAAGAAAAGGCUUGGUGUGGUGACCUCUGAAGAGCCUUUCAUAAUGUUGUUAUAGCAAAAGUCAUGUGAAUAGGUUUCACCAUGGGAGGAAAAUUGGGGUCCUGAUGCCCCCAGUCACCAUGAUUUGAUCCAGAUCACUGUUCUAUGGCCCCCACAGUGGAUGUGGGAUGUCCCCAAGUUCCUGCAGAUUGGAGGAUCCUGGCUGACCAAUUUUUUGCCUUUUCUAGUUCUUGCUGCAGUCUCUCAAUUUGUAGUCCACUGGUGAAGGGUUAGGUUCUUCCUGUCUUGAAGAUUUUUGGGGCAUUUCUCAUCCAUUGCAGGUCCCAUUAGUUGAAAAAUCUAGAGCACUGAACAGAGGGCCCCGCUUAUAUGGACUGGGUGCAUCAGGACCCUAUAAUUCUGAUUCCCCUUAUCACUCAACCCCCAUUUCAUUUAUCUAAAGAAGAUGAGAGAGAGAGAGAGGCCUGACCAUUUUCUUUUCAAGCAUCAUGUGUUUUUAACUAAUGUUGG
Magnolia sinica is the source of this 1625-nucleotide messenger RNA. RefSeq lists its product as uncharacterized. Lineage: Eukaryota; Viridiplantae; Streptophyta; Magnoliopsida; Magnoliales; Magnoliaceae. The transcript is spliced from 6 exons. The record is from RefSeq and is a predicted model, not a curated record. The coding region runs from base 107 to 1138 and encodes 343 amino acids.